AGAAAGACGCUAGAGACACGCACUUGACGUAAAGAUGGCGGCAGCUACAGCUGUUAAGAAAUUAUAUGGCAUUGGACUUAAUGCAGUUCGUCAUAAUACAGCAUUAAAAGCAACAACGCUUCUCCAAAAAAGGGCAUUCCGCGUCAAUGGAGCUUUUCGCCAGCAGUCGAUUGAUAAUUCAGACGAGAAGCCGCAGUUUCCUGGUGCCUCGGCGGAGUUUAUUGAUCACCUGGAGUUUAUUCAGCCCAAUGUGAUCUCAGGAAUCCCUGUCUACCGAGUGAUGGACAGACAGGGCCAAAUCAUCAAUCCAUCAGAGGAUCCUCAGCUCUCGAAAGAGACUGUUUUGAAUUUCUAUCAGAAGAUGACACUACUAAACACAAUGGACCGUAUUCUUUAUGAGUCUCAGAGGCAGGGCCGAAUCUCAUUCUACAUGACCAAUUAUGGUGAGGAGGGCACACAUAUUGGAAGCGCUGCGGCUCUUGACCCUUCUGAUCUGGUCUUCGGCCAAUACCGAGAAGCUGGUGUGUUGAUGUACAGAGGUUUCCCUCUGGAUCUGUUUAUGGCACAGUGCUAUGCCAACGCUGAUGACCUUGGCAAGGGCAGACAAAUGCCAGUUCAUUACGGCUGCAAAGACCUCAACUUUGUCACCAUUUCUUCACCACUUGCCACUCAGAUCCCCCAGGCGGCCGGAGCGGCAUACGCAGUGAAGCGGGAGAACGCAAACCGAGUGGUGAUCUGUUACUUUGGAGAAGGAGCUGCUAGUGAAGGAGACGCUCAUGCUGGAUUUAACUUCUCCGCCACCCUCGAGUGUCCUCUCAUAUUCUUCUGCCGCAACAACGGUUACGCCAUCUCUACACCCACCAAUGAGCAGUACAGAGGAGAUGGAAUUGCUGCACGAGGUCCAGGAUAUGGCCUGAUGUCAAUCCGUGUAGAUGGCAAUGAUGUUUUUGCAGUGUAUAAUGCCACGAAAGAGGCCCGUCGCAGAGCUGUGGCUGAAAACCAGCCCUUCCUCAUUGAAGCAAUGACCUACAGGAUUGGUCAUCACAGCACCAGUGACGACAGCUCUGCCUACCGUUCAGUGGACGAGGUGAACUACUGGGACAAGCAGGACCACCCCAUCUCUCGCCUGCGCCACUACAUGACAGCCCGCGACUGGUGGGGGGAGGAUGAGGAGCGCGCCUGGAGGAAGCAGUCACGAAAACUCGUCAUGGAGGCCUUCGAAAGAGCCGAGAGACGCCUGAAACCCAACCCCGACCUGAUGUUCAGCGAUGUCUACGAUGAGAUGGUGCCUCACAUCGCCAAGCAGAAAGAUUCCAUGUGGAGACACGUCAAGCAAUAUAAAGAGCAUUACCCACUUGACCACUAUGAGAAAUGAGCCAUGGACACAACUGGGAAAGGUCUUGCACAUGUCAGAUUGUCUGAAUUCUUCCUUUUGUUUCCAUUUUACACUUUUGUUUGUUGCAUUAGAAAGCACAAAAAUAAUGAUAUUGUUGUUCUCCAUAUUUGCCACUAGAGGCCUCUGUACUGUCAUUUUGUGCCUUGGAAAAUGGUGGAAGUGGAGAAGUGCUGGAAAAAUGGUGAUGAUCUUCUACACAGGCCUGAUGUAGCAAAUAAUCCUGUCGUCAAUACAGUAUCCGUUUAUCAACCUAGUGUUAUUAAUACAUUGAGCGUUGUUUAUUCAUUUAAAGAGAUAGUUCACCAAAAAAUGAACAUUUCCUGACUGUUUAUCCACACUCAAGUAGUUCUGUUGUACACACAACAGGAUAUUCAGAAUAAUCUUGGAAAAAAAGCAGACAUUGACAUCCAUAGUAGGAACAAAAAAAUACCAUGGAAGUCAAUGGCCUUUUUUCCAGCAAUCCUUAGUGUAUUAUCUUUAAGUUCACUAGAAGAAGGAAAAAAGCAGGUUUGGAGCAAGUGGAUGAUGAAUAAAUGACGACAGAAUAAUCAUGUAUGGGUGAACAAUCACUUUAGUGAGUAUUAAGUGUUUGAAUCCAUUCAAAUCUCGGAAUGACCAGCAUAAAUUUUCAUUUAUCCUCAAACAACACUCAUUUUCAGUGAAGGUGAUGCGACUGACUCGUUUGGAAUGUUUAUUUCUGUAUUCUGUAUUGUUACCCUCAGACUUUCCACUCCAGACUAAGCUGUUAAGAAGUAUAUAUAUAUGCAAUGUUACUGUAGUAAUAAAUGGUUAGUCUCAUGUUAUUUUUGUCCCCUCUCACAGAUGAUGUUAAUAAUAACUUUAUUUAGCUGUGAUUAAUAAUGAUUUGGACAAUUUUUCUGUGUGAAAAUCACUCAACUGUUAUGUGACAUUAUGAUUGUUGUGUUUGAGAUUUAUUCCGGUUAGCUUUAGCGGGUUGUAAAUUGUAUUUUAAACAAUAAACAUGCUAGUGAAAUGUAA
This is a messenger RNA of Danio aesculapii, 2395 nucleotides long. RefSeq names its product branched chain keto acid dehydrogenase E1 subunit alpha (gene bckdha). Gene Ontology annotation, molecular function: oxidoreductase activity, acting on the aldehyde or oxo group of donors, disulfide as acceptor. The transcript is spliced from 8 exons. NCBI's taxonomy places the organism in Eukaryota, Metazoa, Chordata, Actinopteri, Cypriniformes, Danionidae. Gene Ontology annotation, biological process: branched-chain amino acid catabolic process. The coding region runs from base 35 to 1375 and encodes 446 amino acids. The record is from RefSeq and is a predicted model, not a curated record.